Linum trigynum is the source of this 339-nucleotide messenger RNA. The record is from the annotation of a GenBank genome assembly. NCBI's taxonomy places the organism in Eukaryota, Viridiplantae, Streptophyta, Magnoliopsida, Malpighiales, Linaceae.
AUGCUGUUGGAUAAAUACCUAAAAACAGAGAUAGGAGCGGCCGUGUGGGCGGAGCGGCACGACGCACGAGGAGAUGUCUGCGGGAGCUCAGAGCUGGCCGAGAGGCGGGGGCUGGUGAGUGGCGUCAAUGUAGGUGAGGCUACGAUCAGUGGGACGAUGUCGAUGAUCGGAGAGGCGCCAAUGCUAGGCCCGAGGAGCGAACAUCGACGGAAGAACGCAGGUGAAUUUGGGCAAGUGAGAUAUGAGAGCGGUUGUUUUAUCAGCAGCUAUCUCGCUCGACAGAAAGGUAAGGAGGGAGCUAGAGUUAGGCGGAGUACGGUGGUUUUCAAAGUUGGAUGA